GAUGUAGUUUAUUCGGUGUGAAAAUUCAUAACGUCGUUCGGUUAAAGAAAAAAAAAACGUGAGAUUGUGAGAACCGCAGCAACGAUAACAAUGGCCGGUCUUCGGAGAGUAAACGGAAAAAUCUCGGGAGUCAACCCAACCGUCAGUUGCUGUCGCCUGCGUCAGGUUCAGUCUCUUCUCUGUGCAGGAAGACCUAUCACCCCUGAUGGCAUCCUGUGCUCUCUUGGAAUUGACAGUCGAUAUAAUGAUGGCUGCACUGAGCUGGCGAAAUACCUGUUCAAUGGACUAUAUGGAAGAAACCAGCUGAAUCUGGAACAAGCCUUUGAUGAGUUUCCUGAAGAAAUGCUGGAUGAUGUAAUCCUGCUGAUCAAGGCGGAUUGUGUUCAUCUGUACUGCAACCCGAUGAACUAUAGUUACCUGUUGCCCUACGUGUCCCACUGGAGGAACCUGCAUCUCUACUGCAUGACCAAGGCAGAGUAUGAAGACGAGGAAGCAGCAGAGGAAUUUAAAAUCUCUAGUUUUGUCACGAUGGUGCAGGACUGCUAUCGUAUUGGAGUACCUUUCAGCUCCCAGGGACAUUUCCAGACAUUUGAUAUGUUUAUGGUGGAGAAGUGGCCCCUGAUUCAAGCGUUUGCUCUGGAAGGCAUCGGUGGAGGAAGCUUUUUUACCAUGAAAUACAAGCUAAUGGACAUGAGUGAGAAGCUGUGGCAGGUUUACAACAGACUGGACCCAGUGUCCCUGGAUAAUGUCCUAACAGAGGAUCUGGUGUACUUUGAGAAGCAGUGGAGUGGGUUUUUCUCCAGCAUGGACCUGGAGAGCCAUCUCUCCAUCUUGGAGCUGUCUGAAGCACAGGCAGGAGAGGCAUUCCGUACUUAUUAUUCUCACGGUCUGAUCUCAAGCAACAUCACAGAUAAAAGUAAAAGUCAGCAGCCCUUUGUGUUGUUCGGGAAGCACUCCUCCCUCGAGGAUUUUGAGAGUUAUUCAUUCAACUUUCCCUCCGAGAGUCAUCAGGUCCGCAACACGGGGGCCAAAGGCUCCACAGCCAAUCACAUGAUUCUGCAGUGUGUGGCUCCCAAAGGACCUCUGGCCUGUUCUCGAACCUACUUCUUUGGGUCCACCCACAUGCCAUACCUUGAAAAUCCACAAAAGUCAAGAAAUCAAAACACAGAGCAGAAGAAAAGCGAAGUCUUGCUCUUGUCACAGAUUUACUCAGCUGCUGUUCAGGCCGUCCUAUCAGGAAUCAAAUGCUACUCCUGCACAUCUAGUGCUGUUAAGGCCAAAGAUGUAGCAGAGAACACCUUUCUCAUGGGUUUGGACUCAAUGAAUUUAAGUCAGUACCGCAGUUCCCUCAGGUCCAAAUGUGAAUUCAACAUUCAGGCAGUGAAUAAGACAGGAAGGAUCAUUCCACUGACCGAUGAAGAAAGCCGUUAUGUAGUCAAAACGGCCUCCAUGAUCGUCCAUGACAUCCCAGACCUGCAGUGGAGCGGGGUGGACCUUGGCUCUGUUGUCUUCUCUGAAUCCUUCUUGGAGUCCAGCAUCAACAUCCAGCAGAAAGAUGGCACUGUGUCCUCAGACAGCUGCUACACAAUCCUCACUACAACUGUGCCUCGCUAUGCCUGCUGGCUGAUGGAAUCUGAUGUCAAGCAGUCUGAGCAAGCACAACAUCUCACUAAGAAGGAGGAAGGAACUUGUUUGGGAACUGCUCUGACUCUAGCAGACGCUGCGUAUGUGUUCUCCAGCAGCCAGCUGUCCACACCUGAAGAAGGGAAAAUCAUUUUCUUCUCUGAGGGAAUCAUGUUUGUCCAUUCUCAAUAUGGAAGCAUCACCCUGUCCAAAGAUCACAUCAGGACCAUCAAGUUCUUUGACCCGGACUCCAUCGGUGUGGCGUCUCUCUUUGUGGAGUACGAGAGCAGCCUGCUGCCACACCUUCCGUUCCCUCUCCACAGCUCGGACCAGUGUCUGGUCUUCGCUCUUCAGCCCAGGUCCAAGAGCCACAGGGCCUUCUAUUCCAAGGUUCUAUCAGUGUGGAAAAAGUCUGAAUCUGGACUUCCUCUUCAAAUGGUGGACAAGCUUCACCUGACCUGGAACCAGAAAAACAUGCACACAAGGCUGCAGAAGCUGCACGACAGUCAGGAGCCGCCGGUGGCUAAACGCAGAGGCAGCCUGAAGACUUCAUACUCCCAACUCCCAGAGCAGGACAUGUUUCUUCAGCACUUUGCUUUGAGUAGUAUUGGUCAGGAGCCCAUUCUGUUUGACCACCUGGGGUUGCUCUUCCCCUCUGCAGAGCUGAGGAAUCCAGUCAAAAGCAAGGGAGACAAGGUUGUUAUCACCAUCAUCACUGGAUUGCCAGGAAGCCAUAAGAAGAGACUCUGCAACUUCCUGCUCCAGUUGAGCAAGGAAAGUGAAAGGUGGGCGUUGUAUGAACCCAGUCCUGACAGCUUUGACAGCUUCUCAGCUUCACACCUGCAGAAGUACUUAUCCGGCUUCCUGGAGAGCCAGAGAGGCCCAGGAGGCAAACCCCGUCUGUUGGUGCUCUCACCUGGAUACACAGACGCUCUGGAUAUCAUCCAGGCUGUGCUUUUCCACCCGGACCCAGUAGUCCAAGCGUGUUUCAGCAUUGGCGCUGUCACUGCAUGUGUGAACCCUCUGGCCUCCUGCAUGGAGCACAGGUUUGCUUUCCCUAAACUGUUGGAGCAGUGCAGCCAAGGUAUUGUGAGUACAGUGGUGUUCACUGGGCUGACAGCAGAGCAGAAGCAUCCUCUCAUGCAGCAUGUUCAGCAGCUGGUACGCUCUGCCAACCCCACCGCAGCCUUCAUACACGCAGAGAGAGGAGCUGUCACCAGGAAUGAAGAUGUGAAACUGAUACUUUCUGACAGCGGCUUCAAUGAGCCACAGAUGCUCAGAGCACGUUAUGUCCUCUUCCCUGGAUGGUGCAAAGGGCGCUUCUUCUCUGGUUCUGGGUCUCUGGUGCUUACCCAGCAGCGCGUGGAUUUCAAACGGCCCCUCGAGAGGCCUCUAUUUGUCACCCACUGUAAAGCAUUGAAGUCAUCACUGCGGCCAAGUCCCUUUAAAGGAAAUGUGUACAAUAUUUGGGGAAAAGUCCAAUUCUCUGACUCGGAGCAGCUGGUGGAGGUGAGCUACAACACUGUGAGUGGGAGCCUGAGCAUUGUCCGCGACCAGAGACUGGACCCUGUGACCCCAGGCCCCAGAGAGACCAACACGUCCUGCUUUCUGAUCUUUGAUGGUGUCGGCCUCACUGAGGAAGGACUGAAGGACUGGCUCAGACUGUGCGCCAAGCAGAAGCAGACAAAGAAGCCUCAGAAGACGAAAUAUUCUCUUUCAUUACAGGAAAUCAAGAACAUACAUCUGAAACGGCACUUGGACCCUCUACCAGUAGGCUUCUUCUACAACGGCUAUCAAUACGUCGACAUCUUUGGAGAAAAAAGGGACAUCCACCCCAACAUGGAAGAGUUCAUUAAAGAGUACGUCACCGAGGCCAACAAAGAGAUCGAGCUAUUCAACCGUCAGCUGGAGCUGCAAGGACAGUCCGAUCUGUUUGGUCCAUGAUACAAUCUGUGUGUAUGUCCAGUGCCUCACUCGGUCUUAUUUCACUUUAAGGGAAACACUGAGGGGGGGGGGGCGGGGGGACAGGGGGGCCACAUGCAGAAAGUGGUGUUUAUCUACCGCAUGUACUAUGUCACUUUUUUCUUUGUCUUUUUCUUUUUGCAUGAAAAGGUUGAGUGCAGGUGGGUUUUGAACAAUGACAUCACCCCAUCAGAAGCAGGUUACGUCACAAUGUGGCUGUUUGCCUUCCUUCCCGCUGCAACACUAGUAACUGUGCAGUUAGCACUUUGGCAAGUCAAGUAUCAUAUAUGUCAAAUGAAAGUGGCAAAGUGAUGGGGUCACUUGUGUUAAUUCAGAUUGAAUAUGUUUGUCAAGAGAUGGACGUCGUUCACAACGGCAGACAAAUUGUGAAACAUAACACAACACGAGCCUCCAUCUUUAAACCGUUCGCGAUUAGAGCAACAAAGCCCUGCAAGCUACGGGACUCUCACAAUCGAAGGGAAUUUCCAGCCACGCACUCCUACAGCUUGUGCGUUUCUGUUUAUCACAGUUGGCAAAUUAAUGCCUCUAUUUCGGGACAUGCAUGGAUAGCCGUGUGAUACUGGUGGUGGGCUCCCCGGUGGGGUUUCUCAAGAAUCGCUCCUCCUCUGUUGUCACCCAAUCCGUGGCCCACCUGUUAUCUUGUCUGCGUGCCACGCUGCGGCAGAGGGAGCGCUUGGCUAUAGAGCCGUAAACAUUGGACAGCCUGUUGGCUGCAAACAACUGAUGAAUGAUACCAUUAAUCACAUAGCUAAAUGCCAUCUCAGUGCUUUAUUUUAAGACUCCUGAAGUGAAUCUAAUGAAAGUGCAAUAAAGCAGACUAGUCCUUGCAGCAAAUUGUUGUUGUUAAAGGAAACAGCUGGGGUUUCCAAGAACACUUUAAAUACUAAGGCCUUGUGAACUCCAGCAGCUUUUCUUUAAGCCCUUUUUUCUGUGUAACAUAAUGCAGCUAGGGAACAUAAAAAACCAGCAAGACGAAGGUCCCAAAGCGAGUCCUCACUGCAGCCCGGUGUGGAUCUCCCAUUUUCUCACUUUAGCCAGAAGUUAGUCUGUUACAACAUAUGUUAUAAAUAUAAACAUUCCAAUAUCUUUUUUUAUUGUUUGGGCACUGGUUUUGGGUAGGAAAAGGGGAAAGAAGAAAUCUAUAAAAAAAGACUAGAUUGAGUGUGGUCUGGUUAAACCUGAGUAGAGCUUCUAGUGAACAAUGGUCUGAAGGUUUUGUAACAGCUAAUGCCAUGUUGCAGAGCCUUCGACUUCCUGUGUUGUUUAAACGAGGAGUUGUGUCUGCUCCUCUGAAGUGUGUCACACUGAUGUUCUAUGCAUGUCUUUCUCUAUUCAGGGUUUCUACACAGGUUUUUAAAUUCUACAAAUGGAGAAAAUCAGAAUCUGUUACAAAUUUCGGCAGAAACAAUGCAGCUGCAGCAAAAGAGCUUCCAUUUUAAAAACCCAGUUCAAAUAUUUAAAGUCUAACCACACAAGUAUUUCAAUUUAAAGAGUGGUUAAAAAAAAGAAUUUAAAAGCUAAAGUUGUGAAGAAACCCUGCUACAGUUUGUGAAGAACAGGGCGAUCGUUGGUCAUGGGGUCAGCAGUGUGAACAUGCAGACUCUUUAAAGUCUCAUAGUGCUACUCUGCUACUAAAGAUUACAUUCUCUUAUGAGCAAACUGAUAUUUUUAACAUGUCGUAUAAGAGAGGAAGUUUCAGUCCGCCUCACAUGUAUUUUAAAGUCCAUAACCUAAUUCCUAAGCAGGGCGGGGGAAAACACUUAGUGUCUGUUGGACUCUUACCCAAACGGUUAUUUAAAGACCAGCUGGGACCUCGGUGUGUUUUUGGGGGUUGCCAACAACGACGCUCGCCAUGCCGUGUUUCACAUGUCUGUGUGUCAACAGGCAGUAAAAAACAAAGAAUCGGUUGUUUUGUUUGCAGCUGACGGACAAGACAGACAGUCAUAACAAUGUCAGCAGGGCUUUCCCCUCAGACGACCUGUUAGCAUCUCCGCAGAUUGAAACAAUCCUGAAGGUUGAACUCCACCCUGACACUGCUGGCCCCAUCCGUCCUCAUACGUCAAUCUGAACAAGCCAUACCGUCUUUAUGCUAGAUGUGCCACUUGUCUUCUCGGAGGAUACUACAUGUAAUAGAAUAGCAAAAGAAGUGUGCUUCUAACAUGUGUUACCCUGGUAUGGUUCUCCCAACCAGCUAAAGAGGGGUUCAAGACCCCCCCAGUUUACUCACACUAACAGAGUCCACUAACUCUAUCAAAGAAGUGCAAUUGUUACCUUGUGUUUUUCUAUACUCUACUUACAGUACCCUCAAAGAGCUCUUUAAGGACAGAGAGGAUGCUCACUUCUCAGUCUCCCUCGCAGCGCGGAUUCUGUGGUCUGCUGGAUUCUUUCAGUUCCCGAAGCAUCAUAAAGGGAGGGACACACUACCUCUGCUUAGUGCAUUGAGAUUACAUUAGGGUAGUAUAAUACGUAACACAAGUCCUUUGUUGACAAAGCGAUGACUCUGCUUUUAGCUUGGAUCCUCCCGUUUAGCAUUUCAGAAAUGUUCUCUCAAAGCGGUCUGUUUUGAGCAACAGUUGCUGUCACUCUGUGCUUACGUAAUCCUGCAGAGAGUUCCCCUGAUUGACAGUGAAAUAUUUGUGAGGGCUGAUGUACGGGGAGGCCGAGGCGCCACGAGUCUGAAUCCCGCCACACAUGUCAAAGAACGAGAAAACUGAAGCCCUAAUUGGCCGACAGGAAGAGAAAAGGAGUCCUUAAAGAGUGGAGGGUUCUGUAAGAUGUGUGUGAUGUUCAAAUUAAAAUAACCACUAACACAUACACACACAUAUACACACCACUUCUACUACUACUAAGUGCGUCUACACUAUUUAGCAUGUGUUGAGAUGUCAUGUUAAUAUGAUGCCACAUGUAUUUUGAAUAUGUUGCCUUUCACCAAACUGGUACAACAAAGAGAGAAAAAAAAAUGUUUAUUUUACAUUUCUGCUAAAAAAAAAAAAAAUUGAAUUACCUCAAAACGUCGAAUAGUAUUUUUGUAAGACUGAAUUGAAGCGAAGCGUCUCUUCUCGCACAAGCUGCAAAAAAGCAGAUGCAAUUUUUUUUCUUGUUGGGAAAAAAAACAAAAACUGAAAGAGAAUCUGAUUGGUUUGUGAGACGUCAGGUUUCUCUGAUUCCAGCAGUGCCUUGGCUACGGCUAAGAAAAGCAGAGAUUAAAGCUGCAGUCAGAGCUCCAUCUCCUCUCGCUGUUACAUUGGAGGGGAGGAGGUGUUGUCAGGCAAGGAUCCGUCCUUCAACAGUGUUGGUGAAAGGAAUCCAUGGAGUCGUUCGUUUAAAGCAAUGUGUAUUUACUAAGCCAGAGGGGUAAAGUAGGCGAGGUCACACGGGGGGAGGCAGCUGGAGGGCUCAGGGGAAUCAGGUAUUUUUUGCAAACUAACCAAAAAAAAAGUGUUGGAAAAAGGGGCUGGCUGGCACAGCGAGUACUGAUACUAGAACACCUCUGGUACUUAGUUUAUUUAUGCUCAUUACACGGUGGCUUAUCUUGUUUUAAAACAUUACCAGAGAUUAAUUUCUUUGAGGGAAAUGUGCACAGACUUGAAGGAAAGUUGUGUCUUAGUCCAGCCCCCAGUCGGGAUACAAAACCUCCAAUCAGUUUUGUAUCAGAGUAAAGACGGGAAGAAAAGAUGACUGAGUUUGUGACUAAAGUUUGGUGACCCCCUACUUAUUGCACAUUGGGGGGCCCAAAGAGCCCUCCAUAACCUCUCAGUGUGACCACUACGCAGCUCUCUGGCCAGACUGAGCACCCUGGUGUCUUCAUCCUGUGUGUGGAGGCCAGCCAUUUCUGUAGCUGAAGUUAUAGGACAAAAACAAAGUUUGGUGUUUUAUAUAGAAGAGAGGGAGGUGAUAUUUUUCUGGUACUGCACUGUGAUAACGCGGUGCGAGAGGUUUUUUCUACAUUCAAAGAUUGGCUCCGAUGUUCAAGAGGGACGACAUGUUAGGGAAAUUGACGCACCUCUUGAUGAAGUGGAUAUUUUAUGUGCUAUUUGUGAGGAAAGCGGCUUUAAAAAAAAAAAAAAAAUCCCUUUUUGAUCGUCCAAAUAUGACUCACUCCUCAGGGGACUGUCGGCACUAAUUGUUUUGGUUUGUCCUUUUUCUAUCGAGGUUCAAAAGGAAUCAAAAGGCUCUUCACUGUCCUCGCAGACCGUGGGAGGAAUUAGCUCAGGUGUUAUUAUCUCUCGACCUGAGAUUGCCCAAUUAAAAAAAAAACAAGUUGUCUAACAGAAGACGGGGGUGAAGUGGUGGUUAACAUCACAAUCUGAGGCUAAAAAUAGACUGGCUGCACUGCCACGUAUAAAAUAAAGAAGUUAUUUGUGUCGAGGAACAUUUACUAUUCAAGGUGGGUGGUGUUUGUUGUCAUGAUGACAGAAUUAGAUCCUGGGGGGGAAUAAUGAAAGGGUUCGUUUCUUCUUCGCUCCACACAUGCCGUCAAAUUCAGCGAGAAUAAACAUAUAUAAAUAACUUAAUGUCUCUGAGGAACUGAGGAGCAAAAAAAAGAGAAUCAGCUGACUUCAAAAGUGCCAAACUGACCUCCAUGUUUCGUUCCGAGGAUUGUUCACAGCGAGUGAGCUGAACAGAAUCGCAUUUGCACAAAAGCUACUGUAACUUCUGUUUUUUUCCUGUGACUGAUGCUUUUUAUAAUAUAUUUGUUGUUUUUAUUGCACCACCGUAAUCCAUUAAAAUAUUUAUAUGGUUGACCAA
This is a messenger RNA of Labrus mixtus (cuckoo wrasse), 8355 nucleotides long. RefSeq names its product dynein axonemal assembly factor 9 (gene dnaaf9). Bases 91 to 3567 code for a protein of 1158 amino acids. The transcript is spliced from 37 exons. The record is from RefSeq and is a predicted model, not a curated record. NCBI's taxonomy places the organism in Eukaryota, Metazoa, Chordata, Actinopteri, Labriformes, Labridae.